GAAAACAGCUGUUUUGUUAUGAAUUCGUUGCACUUACAAAUUGUUCCGCUUAAGCAUUAAAUAAUUAACUAUUUAGUAUUUGUGUUGAAUAAUUGAAUAUAUUUACUUUCGCUCCUCCAGAGAAUUCACAACAAAACCUACAGCAAGAUGAUGCGCUACGAGGGUGAUGAAAAAUUGGCGGAUACCACUGCAUGUGCAGGUGUUAGAGCCGAUUUGAAGAUGUGCCUGCUAGAAAGUGAUUGCUGCCGUGUAGACAAGCACACACCGCGUGAGUGUCUAAAAGAAAACAAUGUGCCUGAGGAAUGUCAAGUACUACGCAACCUAUUCUUCGAGUGCAAACGCUCGCUGCUCGAUACUAGACAACGCUUCCGUGGGCGCAAGGGUUACUGAUGGAGACUUAUAAUAUACGUAUUAAAUGUCGUUUGGCCAACCGUUAGCUUUUACGUUAAUAUUCUUUUAUUUCAUAAUUCAAAUAAAAAUAUACAUUAAAUAUUAACCUAAACGAA
Messenger RNA from Zeugodacus cucurbitae (melon fly), 506 nucleotides. RefSeq names its product cytochrome c oxidase assembly factor 5. The coding region runs from base 148 to 390 and encodes 80 amino acids. Gene Ontology annotation, biological process: mitochondrial respiratory chain complex IV assembly. NCBI's taxonomy places the organism in Eukaryota, Metazoa, Arthropoda, Insecta, Diptera, Tephritidae. Gene Ontology annotation, cellular component: mitochondrion. The transcript has 3 exons. The record is from RefSeq and is a predicted model, not a curated record.